GCGUAUGCGUGUAUCAAAGAUAAUUGGCUUGAUCUUUUCAUAAAUCUCCCUGUGAAAUCAUUUCAUCGCUUUCAUGAUCAUCUGAGGUUCGAUGCUUUCUCUCUUUCCAACAAACCAAAAAAGCAAGGACCGUUCACAUCCCGCCGUAUAACUGGCUUGAGUGAGGGCUAGCUAGCUACUGGACAAUGAGCAGCGCUCCCCGUUCUCCCACUCGAUCUCGACCGAGCAGCAGUGUGGCUCAGUCUCGGUCUGCCCACUCUCCCAAUCGAUCAAGAGGUGGAUCUUCCGCUGCCUCUGCCGCAAACGGCACUAGUAACGCUGCCAGCAAGAAAGACCCUAUCAGUCGACCAGGUGCCUAUUCUGUCACUCAAACGACGUCAGGUCCAGCACAAGUCCUCCGAGUACAAGUUCCUCAGGGUGUUCGUCCCGGUAGUGAAUUUACGGUACAGCAUGCACGUCGAUCCGUGCGAGUUCGGUGUCCCAUUACUUCAGGGCCUGGCAAGACACUACAAAUCACAGUGCCGCCCGAGCCCAUUAAGGAACGCAAACGAUUGAUUGCUGCCAAGCUGACAGCAGCGGAUGGUCUGGGAGGAGGAGGGUGCGAAGAAAUGACUGCGGAAGUAGUCAAGAGCAAUGAAAAACGAAUGGAAAAAUACCGAGAAUGGCAGAAACAGCAACAAAUUUCCAGCAAAAAGGAGCCUCAGACAACUCCCACAGCAGCACCCCCACCCCCAUUGCCUAGUAUCAACGAACAGGCUUCCAAAUCGCCCAAACGGGAACCACCAAAACAAAUCCAAAAUAGCCCCUCUAGCACCACCAAGAGCAGUGAUAGACCCAAAGCUUUCUUGGUCACUAUUCCUCCCGAUAUUCAUCCUGGAAUGCCCUUUACUAUCGAUGUUCAAGGCAAGCGAUACGUCAUCCCUUGCCCUCCUGAUGCUGGACCUGGAAAGAAGGUCAAAAUUGUGCCUCCCCGCAGUCGCGCCAAUAGCAGUGCUGGCAAUAAUAACAAUGAUUCUUCCACAUCGGUUGGAAAUCGAUCACGUGCCAACAGUGCUGCUAGUGUCAACACCAGUAAUCAUAGUACCGCUCCCAAUCGGUCUCGCGCCGAUAGCUCCUCGUCGACAGGUGACUUGGAGGAAUUUUCCGAGUCUUCCGAAAUGCCCAUUCAGCAACAACCACAACCCAGCAAACUUCAAAUGUUUGAAGUGAGAGUUCCUGCUGGCGUCGAACCAGGCCAACCCUUUGCUCUACUGGCCAAUGGACAACGGGUAUUGGUGACUUGUCCACCCAAUGUUCAAGUUGGACAAAAAAUUCGAUUCAAUUUACCCGUCACAGCGCAGAUGGUACAAAACAUUCAACUCCAAUACGAAAAUGAAAAGGGAUCUGCAUCGGGUUGGUGUCGGACAAUUCGAGUCUCGGAUCUCAAGUUUCAAUGGGUCCGUGUCACCAAACAUUCCGGUGCCAAUGAGGACAGCGAUGAGAGUCCGUCGACACUGGAUGAGUCACGUCGCUUGUUGGAUGUCAAUGCCAUGAAUGAUUUCAGUUUCCGCAAAUCCGCCUAUGGUCGUCAUUUGACACUGCUCAAGGGAAAUGACGCUCGUCUUCGAACGGGAAUUCUAUCCUGGGUACCGGCCAAGGAUGCCACGGUGGAUUCCAAAUUGGUGCUGCAUCAAAAGGUGUUGCUGAGUUAUGCCGAUAUUGCUGCCAUUCAACAAAAACCAUUUGCCGACAAACUAGUCUGGUUUGAAGAAUCCCUAUCCAAACUAUUGUUGAUCCCUUGGGAGGAAGGACACGUCAAGAUGUAUCUCAGACGAACGUACUUGUUACAAGACAGCGUCGAUGCCAUCAUGGCACUCUCCAGGACACAAUUGCGACAACGGUGGCGAUUGGAAUUUGUCAACGAACCGGCUGUGGAUGCAGGAGGUGUUACGAGGGAAUGGUUUCAAUUGAUUACCGAACAAAUCUUUGAUCCUAAUUUUGGAUUGUGGAUGUCCAGUGCCAACAAUCAGGCGUGUUCAACCAUCAAUCCAACCAGCGAGAUAUCCUGCCCGAGCGACCAUCUCAUCUACUUUCGCUUUCUUGGCCGCAUGAUGGGUCGUGCCUUGUUGGAUCGACAAUUGAUUCAUGGGCACUUGGUGAGGUCGCUCUACAAACACAUUUUGGGGUGGCCCAUCACAUUUGAUGAUUUGGCCGCACAAGACGAGGAAUACUACAAUUCACUACACGCUUUAACAGAAAUGGACGAAGAUACAUUGGAAGCCCUCUGCUUGGACUUUACUGUGACAGAGGAACUGUUUGGCGCUCACCAGACGAUUGAUCUGGUACCGAACGGGGCCGACAUUGACGUUACCAAGGAUAAUCUGGUUGAAUAUCUGGAAGCUAAUCUGCGCUAUCACAUGCUUGAACACACGCGCCCUCAACUGACAGAGCUUUUGCUGGGCUUCUUUGAUGUGGUGCCAGAAUCAGUUCUGACAGUGUUUGAUUCCCAUGAAUUGGAGCUGAUUCUAUGUGGCCUUCCAACCAUUGACAUGGAAGAUUGGGAAGCCAAUACGAAGUACGCAGGUCAUUUCAAAGACUUGGAAGAAAAACACAAGGUUGUCAAGUGGUUUUGGGAGGUUGUUCGCAACGACUUUGACCAGGAAAUGAAGGCCAGACUGCUGCAGUUUGUGACCGGGACUUCGGGUGUGCCGAGCCGUGGCUUCUCAGUCUUGCAGGGGAAUGAUGGAAACAUCAAGAAGUUUUGUCUUCAGGGGGUUGAGGGCGGUGUCCACACUUAUCCUCGUGCCCACACCUGCUUCAACCGUCUGGAUCUUCCUCUUUACCAAGGCAAAGGUGAACUGCGAUCAAGGCUCAAGACGGCCAUAACAUUGUCUGCCGUGGGCUUUGACAUGGACUAAGUUUUCAUAAGCGGUCGAAUCUGAUUUGAUUUUUUUGAUUAGGAUCGAUGACUAUAAUAGAGAGCCCGAUGCAUAGCUGCGCUGGAGUCCGGAGUUGUAUGACAGAGAACACUACUACAACAACAUCCCACAUUUAUUAGACACGGCCAUCGCUGAAGAAAACAAGGAGUAGAGUUACGGGGAGUUGAUGCGAUUGACAGCUCAUGACGGGUCGCAACACUAUAGAACGCCGAAGGAGUGGCCGCAGCUGUGCCUCCGGCUCGCCACCGGCAGCCUUCUCCAGAUGUUGUGCUACGGGACAGCUACAUGUAGAGAACCGGAUAUGAAUACAAUUUAGAACAGUACCGCAUUACUGAAUACGGUACAUUGACAGUCGGCUGGACAAGAGAACCUCAAAGGCAGCAGCCAUGGACCACCUGAGAGAAUGAUGUUUUCCUACGAUAGUGCUGUCACUGCGCACGUUGCACGGCAAGGGCAAGGGCAAGAAAGCUGCAAACGCAGGGCAAAGCUGCAAAUGAUGUGGCCUGUCGCACAGCAUGCAAGUCCAUCCAUGUUGAGUGACAGGUACGAUACCGCAAGGAUUCUUGCCGCAUGAUGUUGAAAUUGUACGCAUGCAUGGGUCGUGGUCCCCAAUGUAGAAAGCGAAUUUCUCCAACGUCCUCGUAGCUAGUUGAGCCCAAGGGGUGAAUUCUUCACAAAUGAACACGUUGGGGGCCAUGUACCGGUAGGUGGUAUCUAGGAGCUAGGUACCGUGGUAUAGAGCCACAGAGAGCCACGACGUCAACCCAGGCCGGAUCACGGGACUUCCAUACUUCCUGCAGCCAGAUAUGGCUACUAGUAGCUGUUGGCAGACGAAGAUUGAGCUAGCUAGCAAUGCGAAUAGCUUCAACGUGUAGAUUCAACAAAACCCAGAACUGUCAAAGCGGUCGUUAGGGUUGAAUACAUGCUUCAAGCAACUGGUGAAGCAAUAGUUGAUCAGGCAGAGAACUCGCAUGGCAUCACUUCAACCCUGGCAGGACUGUAGCAACGAUUGACAGUUCUCCGCCGGCAAUCAUGAGGACGAAGUACAGUCGUAGCUUCUUUUAUGACAGAGGAACCAUGAUCAAAAGCAAAAGGCUGCAAAAAGGAACAACCGGGCCAGGCAGAUGUGGUGCUUGUGGCUUUGCCUGGCUUUCAUCGUUCAACUCCUCGCGUGCAUCGAAUCGAAUUCAGCAGCAGUAGGCCCGGAAGCAACGGAAUGGACUUGUUUGUUUGAUCUGAAACGCUUCAAAUCGCCGCUCAGCCAGGGAAAACAACAUGAUGGCGGUGCUCGAGGGCUCAAGCUUUUCAGCAGACGAGGAGCCAUCCGUUUCCAUUGUUCUAGUUUGCUACUGAUGAAUCAGGCCCCUGUCACUGGAAACGAGGGCUAUCUAGCUAGCAGCAGUGACUUUGGCCCACUUUGCUUGAUCAGAGAGUCGAGUCUAUCUCCUACCUGCUGUUGCCUACGGUACAGUAAUCCACCCUGCUGUCCUGCUGUCGGAUUGGACUGAGGUCUGUUGGAACUGCGUUGAACCAAGACUAACUCCCACACGCCGCUGCCAAUUUCUUUUCCCUCCAACCCGAGCCCAACCGUCGGCAUUGUUAACUCCGUUGACGCACCUGCUGCAGUGUGAUUAAGGUAUU
Molecule: messenger RNA, 4559 nt
Organism: Seminavis robusta
Lineage: Eukaryota; Bacillariophyta; Bacillariophyceae; Naviculales; Naviculaceae
Source: the annotation of a GenBank genome assembly